UUCAUGUCAGUUUAGACACAGUUUUGUCGGCAGCCUCGGGCUUGGUCGAAUUCGUUACUCUCUAGCAUUACAGGUAUCGGCAGCAGGUAGCAGGCUAGGCUAUCCGAUAGAGUAUCGACACCUGAGCGGACAAUAAUAAUAUUAUUAUUUUGGCACUUGACUUUUCACUGCACUGGUGUUACUUAUUUAUUAGAAGGCUGUUUUAUUUUAUUGCCCUUUCGCGCUGUCGGGCUAUGUGCGUUGUGCAAGCCAAGCUAAACAAGACUUGGUACACACUACAAGCUGGAGUUACUGCUGUUGAGAAGUAAGUUAUUGCAGUAGCGCAUCACUAUCAGGCUCUAGAUUCACACGCUGUCAGGAGUACGUACCUCUACGAAGAAAGAAGGGAGUCGAGCAACUACUACUACUACUAGUAGCCUCAUUGCAUCAGUCAGUCGUUUGGUAUCUUUGCGGCCACGCCGAGUCCCGGCCCAUUCUCCGGGCCGAAUGUAACACUAUCGGUCGGGAGCGUGCUCAGCGGAUACACACAGCCACACACUGGCGCAGCGACUGAAGUCCUCAGCAUCGUUGAUGAGGGGAUAUCUCAGAUAAAUCAAAGUUGAUUACCACGGGCGAAGGGACAGCCGGACUCGUCUUCUCUUGUCGUGCUCACAAUGGCUACAUCAUACAGUGAUGAAGGGCCUCUUGCCCAGUACAACAGUCUACAAGAUCCUAACUUGAAUCACUACUUCGUCAGCAAGCCUAUCCAACGUCAUUUACUCAGGUCGGGUCUGGUCCGUGAUGACGGGUCUAUUCAGGGUACCGAAGCCUAUCGUCUUCACAUUGCACGGCUAGAACAGGAGAAAUCCGCCAAGACCCUGCUGGCCAAGAGCGUUGUGGAGCAGACCAAGGAAAUGGAGAGAAAACGCAAGUAUGAACUCCGGAAGCGGAUGGAGGAAAUAUCGAAGCUGGAGCUGGUCCGAAGAGUUCGGACUGGUGGUGGUGCGAUGUCACGCAACCCAGCCGUAGGCCCACACUACCGCACACAGAGUGCCCGGGCCACACAGGAAACAUCGUCCAUGGACAGCUCCAUGGGCAGCGCCGUAUCACUGGAUGGCAGCGGUGGGGGUGGUGCUAGGCUCCGCAGGCGCUUCCCAGCGCCGCAAAGUGAAGGAAACGCACGGGCUGAAAAAUCCGGGCAUGUGCUGGAUGUGCAGCGUGCGGACGUCCACCAAUUGCAUGAGAUGGCAUCUAAUCAAAAGAUAACGCGCUUGAACGAGGGCAGGGCACGCAUUGCCGUGGAGGGCGCCGACUCGCCAUAUCGCAAUGCCUACCCACCGGAGACAUUCUUCCCGGAUCCUGUUGAACCGUCCGUAGCCAGGUGGCUACUGAGUACUAAAGUUCCGCCGCCACCUCCACCACCGGGCUGUGCGUACACCGGCAGAAGCAACUCCAGAGCAGCGCAGAUUAAACGCCGUGCUCAAUCUGCCAAGGCUGCUACGGACCGUUUGUCAAAACCGGCCACACCAGGUCCCGACAGGAUGAGCAAGGUGUUGAAGUUACGGCGGACAGACGUGGAGUCGAAUGUGAAGCUUACUCUUCGAUUCCGUGGACGCCCACUGAAGCUCGAGGGACCGAUCGCCUUUGCAGAAGCCACACUGGAAAUCAUCCAGCAGCCGAAUGGCGGAAACACAAGGCGAUUGUUUUUCGGCAAGAUCCGUCCGCGGGACAAGAUACAAGUUCUUUCUCGGCGUCACAAGGAAAUGCCGUUUGCCAUGGUCAUCUACGUGGACAGUAUCAUUGCGAGCAGGACCAGCACAUGUUGUGAAUAUCAUCUACUACCGGGCACACGACUAGGUGGCAGGAAAGGAUUGUUUGUUGUUCAUAGCGUCGAGGGUGGUGAACCGUGUCUCAAGUGUCAGUUGGAACGAGGCACAGUCGUGCCAGAAAGUCGUAUGAAGACAAAAUCACCGGAUAACAGAGCCCUGACGCCUCUAUCUGAUCUGCCACCCCUCGGCGGCGGUGGCAGUGUAACUGUUGAUGACUCUGAGGAGAAUGCAAGUGACGCGGAAGCGACGGCCAGGGAGGAUAGCAACGAAUCCCGGAACACAGCCAGCCAGUCACCUAGCGAGGAUGAGCACAAGCAUAAUGCUGAGGAGCACUACGACUCUAGCCAAAGGCCCAGUAGAGCACAGUCGGCAUCGGAGUCUGAUCGUACAAAGUCGCGCGAAAGUGACGUGUCCGCAUCCAGGGCCAGUCCGGUCAAAAAGUGGACCCGACCCAGAUCCAAAAAGUCGCAGGGGUCUAGUUCUGGCUCCAGCACGUCCAGACAGAGCAGAUCAAGCCGAAACACAGGUCACUCAUCGUCCAGCGCAGACCUGUCAUCCGGUUCGGAGUCCAGCAGCGACGGUGCCGACUUUGUGUCCGACGCGGAGAAGAAAGUGGAGAAGACACCGACGCCAAGGUCCACUCCUGCGUCAGAAACGCCGCCAAAGUCAACACCACCGCGCCUUUCACCGUCCGCUAGCACAGACAAGGAUGGUCGUCAUAACAGCUCUCGUGCGGCUCAGGGAAGCGACCCCGGAGCAUCCGACUCGUCACCGCAAGCCACACCCGCUCCCAGUGAUGCAGAAAGCGAUAAGGAAAAACAAACAGAUUCAGACGCAGACGCAGCAUCUGCCGGCAGUCGUGAUACAAGUGGCAAGCAACGACAACGCACAAGCCGUGCUUCUCGGGAAAGUCAACACAAAGAAUCGGCCUCAGAGAGCCAGAGUGCCUCUCCCCGCCACGCAAGUGAUGCAUCAUCACAAGCCAAGGAGCACAGCCACAGCAGUAGUGAGAGUAACAGCAGGCGUGCCAGCAAUGCAUCACGAACAAGCCAGCAUAGCGCUAGUUCGCACUCAUCAGCUGGCGAUACCCAAGAUACGAAUACUGCUACAGCUGAUGAUGGACAAGAAGCAAACGAAGAUGCUGCAGCCAGCAAUACUAGUAAUGAGGUGGGUACUGAUGUAGACAAACCUGGCAAACAACACCAGCAGGAAGCAGAGGAGGCAGUAGAGAAAACCUCCAGAAAAGCCGAGGAUUCUGCCACCGAAAAAGCGCCGCCCUCUGCUGCUCCAGAAGAGGAUCUUGGCCCUGCAGACAGUCUUCACACUCACAGUCCUGGUGCUGGGACUGAAGCUGAAGCAACGCCUGAAGAUGCUGACAAUGCCUCAGGACAACAGGCUGGUACUGGUGAACACGCGCUAGAUGAGAACAAUACUGCGGCUUCUGUUGAUCAGGAACAUGGGGAUAGCGAUGCUAAGCCUGACAAAGACGCAGCCAGUAAGACACACCCAACGAAGGAUGAUGGCGAUGAUAGCACCAGCAAAGACACUCCAAACAACAGUUCUCCAGCUAUCGAAGGCACAACAAACACAGUUGAGGAAAGCCAAACCAAAGUGGAUACUGAACAAGCUGCAGCAGACACGUCAGACAAGGUUUCUUCUGAGGACGGGGCCGCAAAGUCAGCACCAGCUAGUGAGGAGGUGACAAAACCGGCAGGAGAGGACUUGCAAGCGUCCGAAUCAGCAGUCGGUGAGCUUCACAAUUUUGGCACCAAGGAUGAGGACGAGGAUGACCUAUUCGACACGACCAGCGUUGGUAGCGGGUCACACGGCCGCACGCUGCAUCGCGAGAAGUCAGUGCAUCUUGACGACAUGGCAGUGGGUGCACGUCCCAGCCGCUCGCAGUCCACACUGCCCUCGGCCUCGCUAGUCGAGGACAACGUGCUAAACCUACUCAAUGUGCAGUUCACUGAUGAACAGUCCAAGGAAGUGUGCACAGCCCUGGAGCACAGCAAGGAUGUGAAAAGUGUGACCUUCCGUAACACCGCUAUGAGUGAUGAGCACCUACAACAGGUGAUGCCAGGCCUCGCCAGCGUCGCACCGUCAUUAACUACUCUGAAUCUUAACCUGAACAAGAUUGGCGAGUGCGGUGCGGACUGCGUCAGUCAGGUGAUUGCCUCGGCGCCAAACCUGAAAACUCUGCUGCUGCAUGGAAAUCCCAUAGGUGACAAGGCCAUGAACAAGCUAGUAGAUGUACUACUGGGAGUGUCAUCAGGCAGCAGUGCACCGCAGGCAUCCCCUGCUUCAGAACACGAAACAGAGGACAGGAAAACAACUAGCGGUGGUGACAAUGCUACCGAGGAAAUGCCUGAAAAGGCAGAGACCACUGGGCAAGAUGCUGAGGGAACAACCAAACCGGCCGAAGUCAGUGAAAACGUGACCCAGGGUGCAUCUGAGGAUGUGGUUAGCACAGCAGACACUGGCAAAGUCACCAGUACCACUGAGCAGAGUGACACCAAAGAUGAGAAGACCUCUGUGCCGGCGGAAGACACACCUGCGAACGGUGACACCACUGCCAAUACAACCAAGCCAAAUGACACCGGCGACAGUCAUGAUAACGGCGAUGAAACUGCGGUGGAGAGUUCCAAGAGUGAUCCACAGCAGGAUGAGAGUGCAGUUGCCACUGAGGAUCAGCCGGAUGCUGCCGCUGCCGUUGCCAGUGCCAAUGAUGAUACUAUACCCGGUGAAGGAAGCGCCAAGGAGGCCCCUACACAGGAGACUGAACCGGCUGACAUAUCGACGGAGGCUGCAUCGCAAGAUCAGGCCGGUAAUGAAGCCACUGCUCCAGCUGCUCAGCCGCUAGCAAGCACGGACGAGCCAGUAGUGGAUAUGAAUGCAGUAGAAGCGACACAGGACGCGCCCCCAGAGAACCAACCAGUUGCAUCGGUUGACACAGGAGAUGCAGCUGGCAUUCAGUUGUCUGAGACGGAUAAGCAAGAGCCCGCGCCAAGCAAGGAGGACAAUAGCACUGGCCAUGGUGAGGAUGGCAUAGCCGAGGUGGCGACUGACAAGGAGACUAGCGCUAGUCAACAACAAGCUGAUGUUGUAGAACCAGAGGACUCCACUACUGGAACAUCCCCCUCAGCACAAGCACCACCUCCACCACCGACAUCACCACCAGCACAAGCACCACCUCCACCACCGACAUCACCACCAGCACAAGCACCACCUCCACCACCAACAGCAGAAGCAGCAGCAGCAGAAGAGGGCACAUCCGAGUCAGCGGCAGCUGAAGAUCAACAGCCGCAGCAGCAGCUACAGCAGACAGCAAGCACUGCAGUACAUGCGCCCGCCGUCCAGGAGCUGGACCUAGGUGACUGUAACCUGAGCGACGAGAGUGCGCCAGCAAUUGCUCGCCUGCUUACACAGUCGGACGCACUCACCGAUCUGAACCUGAGUGGCAACUGCUUCUCGUCAGAUGCAAUGGCCAGCAUUGGUGAUGCACUGGGAAAAAGCAGCGCUUUGAAAGAGCUGUCACUUGAUUAUUGUGGGAUUGGAGACGAGGGCAUGCAGUCCCUAGCUGCUGGUCUGUCACAGAACACGUCACUGACAACGCUGGACCUGGAGAGCACGGGGCUAAGCGACGAGGGCGUUAAUCACCUACUCAACGCACUACUGCACAACAGCACACUAAACGUCAUCAACCUCAGCAGGAACUCCAUAUCAGCUGACUGCUGGCAACGAGUCAAGCGCACGCUGGCCAAGCGAACGCGUAGAAACUCAAUGAGCUACUAACCUUGCACACAUCUGCUCUUCUUCCGCUCUCCCAGGCUAGAAUUAAAAUGUAUGUACACAACUAAUUUGGGAUGUUUUAUCAUGGUCACCGUACGGGUUAUACCCAGCCGUGUGAGUUGUGUAGAAUUUUAAAUGUUACUCCUACAGGCAAAGUUUUUUUCCCAGAUGUACUUACAGACUGUGUUCCGUCUCUCUAUUGUCCAAGUAUUGCAGAAGUCUUGGGUAUUCGGUUAGCUAUCUGCGCUUCCCCAAUAUUGCUGCUGCUGCUGCUGCUGCUGCUAUGUACCAUUGCUGAUCUUAAGCAUUCGCAUUAGUGUUGAGAUACGCGACGGGCUCGUGUCACGGGAUGCUGAUACGUGCGCCGGGGGCUUA
Messenger RNA from Sycon ciliatum, 5972 nucleotides. Its product is annotated as glutamate-rich protein 3-like. The record is from RefSeq and is a predicted model, not a curated record. Bases 654 to 5600 code for a protein of 1648 amino acids. Lineage: Eukaryota; Metazoa; Porifera; Calcarea; Leucosolenida; Sycettidae. Gene Ontology annotation, molecular function: protein binding. The transcript is spliced from 19 exons.